Messenger RNA from Globicephala melas (long-finned pilot whale), 345 nucleotides. NCBI's taxonomy places the organism in Eukaryota, Metazoa, Chordata, Mammalia, Artiodactyla, Delphinidae. The record is from RefSeq and is a predicted model, not a curated record.
GCUGAGUGACUGAGGCCACGAACAAGAUGCCGGUGGCCGUGGGCCCCUAUGGACAGUCACAGCCAAGCUGCUUCGACCGCGUGAAGAUGGGCUUUGUGAUGGGUUGUGCCGUGGGCAUGGCAGCCGGGGCGCUCUUCGGCACCUUUUCCUGUCUCAGGAUCAGAAUGCGGGGUCGGGAGCUGAUGGGCGGCAUCGGGAAAACCAUGAUGCAGAGUGGCGGCACCUUUGGCACAUUCAUGGCCAUUGGGAUGGGCAUCCGGUGCUAAUCAGGGCAGUGGUUGCCCACAACAUCCACCCCCUCCCAUCAUUCCCAGCCCAUGUACUAUAAUAAAACAAGUCUGAGUA